Molecule: messenger RNA, 673 nt
Organism: Telopea speciosissima
Lineage: Eukaryota; Viridiplantae; Streptophyta; Magnoliopsida; Proteales; Proteaceae
Product: SNF1-related protein kinase regulatory subunit beta-3
Exons: 2
Coding region: 73-426 (117 amino acids)
Molecular function (GO): protein binding
Source: RefSeq, a predicted model, not a curated record
GCUUUUCCUACAUCUUAGGUCAUCAAAUUAUUGAUGAUUGGGCACUGGUAGCCAGAUCAUUUUCGUAUCAUCAUGGAUAAUAAAUACGGUGAAGACCAAGAUGAGGUAAGCGUGGUAGGAUUUGAAGUUCCAAAGUCACCUGAGUCAAGCUACAGCAACCCGUACCCCAGCAAUGAAGAUGAAGAAAGGGACCCACCUCUUGUGCCUCCUCACUUUCAACAAACAUUGUUGAGCUAUCCAGCAGACAGAGACACCUCAGGAUCUCUUCCUGUGCCGCAGAAUGUGAUUCUCAACCAUCUCUACAUUGAGAACAGGGAUACCCCACGAUCAGUGGUGGCGCUUGGGUUCACGCAUCGCUUCCGCUCAAAAUUUGUUACAGUUGUGCUUUACAAACCAAUUCAAAGAACGGGGGGAAGUAGUACUUGAGGUGUAUUUUGUGUCACCCUAGCUUUAGGUUUUUCUAUCCAUACACACAAGGGAAUAGUUGCUGUGGAAACUAUGCAGGAAAAUAGAAAUGAAGUAGUCUACCGCCACAGAGCUGCUGAUGAAAUUUAAGUUUUUUCUGCCAGGUUCUUGAGCUCAUUGUUGCAUAUUUUACAUGCUUCUUCCCUGGAGUAUUUAAAAUGGUAGUAGAUUCAAAAGGAUUGUAAAGUUAUAUUAUUGUCCAUAUUCU